Molecule: messenger RNA, 4446 nt
Organism: Acanthosepion pharaonis
Lineage: Eukaryota; Metazoa; Mollusca; Cephalopoda; Sepiida; Sepiidae
Source: the annotation of a GenBank genome assembly
UUGAUCAUAUCUCUAAAUAGAAAAAAUACAAAUUUCUCUCUCUCUCUCUCUCAUUAUUACAUCUCUCUCUCUCUAAAAAAUUCUAUCUCUGUCUCUCAUCGAUAUAUUCUUAAUCUCUCUCUCUCUCAUAUUCUGUCUCUCUCUCUCUCUCUCAUAUAUUCUGUCUCUCUCUCUCUCAUAUUCUGUCUCUCUCUCAUAUUCUGUCUCUCUCUCAUAUUCUGUCUCUCUCUCAUAUUCUUAAUGAGGACAAUAGAAGACCGUUUUCAUAGUGACUUUUUAGGUGAUCGUAGAACAGAUGCCUCCACCUCUGCACAUGUGUCCCUAUGCGUUGUGGGCCGUCCUAUCCACGGUUUGCCCUUAAGAGAUCCCACGACAAGCGGAUAUCUCUUUUUGCCUGUAGACGACAAGCGGAUAUCUCUUUUUGCCUGUAGACGACAAGCGGAUAUCUUUUUUGCCUGUGACGACAAGCGGAUAUCUCUUUUUGCCUACGACAAGCGGAUAUCUUUUUUGCCUGUGAACGACAAGCGGAUAUCUCUUUUUGCCUGUAGACGACAAGCGGAUAUCUCUUUUUUGCCUGUAGACGACAAGCGGAUAUCUCUUUUUGCCUACGACAAGCGGAUAUCUCUUUUUGCCUGUAGACGACAAGCGGAUAUCUUUUUUGCCUGUAGACGACAAGCGGAUAUCUCUUUUUUGCCUACGACAAGCGGAUAUCUCUUUUUGCCUGUAGACGACAAGCGGAUAUCUCUUUUUGCCUGUGAACGACAAGCGGAUAUCUCUUUUUGCCUCGGAUAUCUCUUUUUGCCUGUAGACGACAAGCGGAUAUCUCUUUUUGCCUGUAGACGACAAGCGGAUAUCUCUUUUUGCCUCGGAUAUCUCUUUUUGCCUGUAGACGACAAGCGGAUAUCUCUUUUUGCCUGUAGACGACAAGCGGAUAUCUCUUUCCAACAAGACAAAGAAGAAAAGAAAAUAGAAGAGUUUCUGACUUUCCUUGCCUUUUCCUCUCUCUCUUUCCUUGUCUUUCCCUGCCUUUUCCUCUCCCUCUGUCCUUGUCUUUCCCUGUCUUUUCCUCUCUCUUUCCUUGUCUUUCCCUGUCUUUUCCUCUCUCUCUUUCCUUGUCUUUCCCUGUCUUUUCCUCUCUCUCUUUCCUUGUCUUUCCCUGCCUUUUCCUCUCUCUGUGUCCUUGUCUUUCCCUCUCUGUGUCCUUGUCUUUCCCUCUCUGUGUCCUUGUCUUUCCCUCUCUGUGUCCUUGUCUUUCCCUCUCUGUGUCCUUGUCUUUCCGUGUCUCUAUCUCUUUCCCUCCUUUUUUUUUUCUUCUUUUUCGGCAGUCGACAAUGGCGAACAUUAAACAUUUGGAAAGACGCCACUUGCAAAAAUCACCUCGCCACUCAAACGUCUUCUUUGCUGUCUCUUCUAUCUCAGUUUAGUUCGCCAACACAUCUUCCACACACUCAAUUUUUUUUCUGUCUUUUGUUUCUUCUAUCUUCCAUAUUUGAGAGUGAUUGUAAUGUCUUCUGCUAUUACAAUAAUCUAUUUAUUGAUCAAUCAAUAGGUUUCUUUCUCUUUCUCCCUUUCCACAUGAAAUACGUGUUUCUGUGUAUAUCUUUCACCUGCUUCCGAAGCAAAUUUUCCUUCCAUUCUAUUCUGCUCUGCUCUUCCUCUCUCUCCUCCUCUCUCUUCUCACCCCUCAUCCUGGUCUCUCCUCACCCUCAUCCUGGUCUCUCUCUCACCCUCAUCCUGGUCUCUCUCUCUCACCCUCAUCCUGGUCUCUCUCUCUCACCCUCAUCCUGGUCUCUCUCUCUCACCCUCAUCCUGGUCUCUCUCUCUCACCCUCAUCCUGGUCUCUCUCUCUCACCCCUCAUCCCUGGUCUCUCUCUCUGGUCAUCCUGGUCUCUCUCUCUCACCCCCUCAUCCUGGUCUCAUCCUCUCUCUCACCCCUCAUCUCUCUCUCUCUCUCUCUCUCUCUCUCUCUCACCUCAUCUCUCUCUCAUCCUGGUCUCUCUCUCUCUCACCCCUCAUCCUGGUCUCUCUCUCUCUCUCUCUCAUCCCCUCAUCCUCAUCCUCUCUCUCUCUCCCCCUCAUCCUGGUCUCUCUCUCUCCCUCAUCCUGGUCUCUCUCUCUCUCUCCUGGUCUCUCUCACCCCAUCCCUCAUCCUCUCUCUCUCUCUCUCUCACCCCUCAUCCUGGUCUCUCUCUCUCUCUCUCCCUCAUCCUGGAUCUCUCUCUCUCUCUCUCUCACCCCUCAUCCUGGUCUCUCUCUCUCUCUCCUCAUCCUGGUCUCUCUCUCUCUCUCUCUCACCCUCAUCCUGGUCUCUCUCUCUCUCACCCUCAUCCUGGUCUCUCUCACCCUCAUCCUGGUCUCUCCCCUCAUCCUGGUCUCUCCUCUCUCUCUCUCUCACCCCUCAUCCUGGUCUCUCUCUCACCCCUCAUCCUGGUCUCUCUCUCUCUCAUCCUGGUCUCUCUCUCUCCCACCCCCUCAUCCUGGUCUCUCAUCCUCUCUCUCUCACCCCUCAUCCUGGUCUCUCUCUCUCUCCCCUCAUCCUGGUCUCCUCCUCAUCCUGGUCUCUCUCUCUCUCUCUCUCUCUCUCCCUCUCAUCCUGGUCUCUCUCUCUCUCUCUCUCUCUCUCUCUCUCCCCUCAUCCUGGUCUCUCUCUCUCUCCACCCUAUCCUCUCUCUCCCAUCCUGGUCUCUCUCUGGUCAUCCUCUCUCUCUCACCCCUCAUCCUGGUCUCUCUCACCCCUCAUCCUGGUGUCUCUCUCUCUCACCCCUCAUCCUGGGUCUCUCUCUCUCUCACCCCUCAUCCUGGUCUCUCUCUCUCUCAUCCUGGUCUCUCUCUCUCUCUCUCACCCUCAUCCUGGUCUCUCCCGUUCUCUCACCCUCUUCCCUCUCUCUCUCUCAUCCUGGUCUCUCUCUCUCCACCCUCUCCCUCUUUCUCCACCCCUCAUCCUCCCUCUCUCUCUCUCAUCCUUUCCUUCUCUCUUGUCUCUCCUCAGGCGCGUUAGAGCAUUAUCGCCUCUUCUUCCCAUUCCUUUCUUUUCUGUCUUUUUUCUUUCUUUUCUGUCUUUUUUUUCUUUCUUUCUUUUCUGUCUUUUUUUCUUUCUUUCUUUUCUGUCUUUUUUUCUUUCUGUCUUUUUUCUUUCUUUUCUGUCUUUUUUUCUUUCUUUUCUGUCUUUUUUUCUUUCUUUUCUGUCUUUUUUUCUUUCUUUUCUUUUUUUCUUUCUUUUUUCUGUCUUUUUUUUUCUUUUUUUUUUUUUUUUCUUUUUUUCUGUCUUUUUUUUCUUUUCUUUUCUUUUCUGUUUUUUUUUUUUUUUUUUUUCUGUCUUUUUUUUCUUUCUUUUUGUCUUUUUUUUCUUUUUUCUGUCUUUUUUUCUUUCUUUUCUGUCUUUUUUUCUUCUUUCUUUUCUGUCUUUUUUUCUUCUUUCUUUUCUGUCUUUUUUUCUUCUUUCUUUUCUGUCUUUUUUUCUUCUUUCUUUUCUGUCUUUUUUUCUUCUUUCUUUUCUGUCUUUUUUUUCUUUCCUUUCUGUUUUUUUUUUUUUUCCUUUCUGUCUUUUUUUCUUUCCUUUCUCUGUUAUCCACAUUUCAUCUUGACACCGACGUUUCCUUUUUUUCUUUUUCUUUUCUCCUCUCUCUUUUUCCUUUUUGUCUCUCUUUUUCCUUUUUGUCUCUCUUUUUUUCUUUUUUGUCUCCUUCUUUUUUGUCUCCUUUUUCUUUUUUGUCUCCUUUUUUGUCUCCUUUUUCGUUUCCUUUUUCUUUUUUGUCUCCUUUUUUGUCUCCUUUUUCGUUUCCUUUUUCUUUUUUGUCUCCUUUUUUGUCUCCUUUUUCGUUUCCUUUUUCUUUUUUGUCUCCUUUUUUUGUCUCCUUUUUUGUUUCCUUUUUUUUUUUUGUCUCCUUUUUUGUCUCCUUUUUUUGUCUCCUUUUUGUCUCCUUUUUUUUUCUCCUUUUUGUCUCCUUUUUCUUUUUUCUCCUUUUUUGUCUCCUUUUUCUUUUUUCUCCUUUUUUGUCUCCUUUUUCUUUUUUCUCCUUUUUUGUCUCCUUUUUCUUUUUUCUCCUUUUUUGUCUCCUUUUUCUUUUUUCUCCUUUUUUGUCUCCUUUUUCUUUUUUCUCCUUUUUUGUCUCCUUUUUUUUUUUCUCCUUUUUGUCUCCUUUUUUUUUUUUUCCCUUUUUUUGUCUCCUUUUUCUUUUUUCUCCUUUUUUGUCUCCUUUUUCUUUUUUCUCCUUUUUUGUCUCCUUUUUCUUUUUUCUCCUUUUUUGUCUCCUUUUUCUUUUUGUAUCGUUUUUUCUUAUUUUCAUUUCCUUUUCUUUUAACUUUGUGUAUUUUUCUCUUUCGCUUAUAUUUCGUUUUUUAUUGUUUUCUUCCUUUUUCUUUUUUUCUUGUUCCAUUUUUAUCCGUUUUCCUUUUUUUACUCCUUUUUUUUCUUCUUUCUUUUUUCAGUGUAAGAAUGAGGGUUGA